AUGCCUGCCUACCACUCCGUCUUUCUCGACGAGCCAAACCAACAGCUAAUCGGAAACUUUGCGCUCCUCCCCCUCCGCACACGAACCCGCGGCCCCGCGCUGCAACUCCCAUCGCUCCCCGCAGACGUCACCGACCUCACCAUCGAGCCCUCCCACGAGUCCUACGACCCGCUCGACGAGAUCCUAUCGCUCUUCCGCGCCAACACCUUCUUCCGCAACUUCGAGAUCAAGGGCCCUGCCGACCGCGUGCUGAUCUAUGGGAUCCUGUUUGUGAGCGAGGUGCUGGGGAAGAUUAGGCCGGGGAUGAGUAGGAGGGAUGCGGAGAAGGCUGUCAUGAACGUCGCGCUGGACACGAACUUCGCGAUCCCGGGCGAUGCGGGCUUCCCGCUGAACCAGGCUUUUGAGGCGCCGGCGGACAGGAAUCAGGCCGAGAUGCUGAGACAGUAUAUCAUGCAGAUGCGGCAGGAGCUGGCGACGAGGCUGCUGAACAGGGUAUAUGCGGAUGGGAGUAACACGCCGAGCAAGUGGUGGCUGAGCUUCACGAAGAGGAAAUUCAUGGGCAAGGCGCUGUAG
Trematosphaeria pertusa is the source of this 573-nucleotide messenger RNA. RefSeq names its product ARP2/3 complex, 21 kDa p21-Arc subunit. Gene Ontology annotation, cellular component: Arp2/3 protein complex; cytoskeleton. The record is from RefSeq and is a predicted model, not a curated record. Lineage: Eukaryota; Fungi; Ascomycota; Dothideomycetes; Pleosporales; Trematosphaeriaceae. Gene Ontology annotation, molecular function: actin filament binding. Bases 1 to 573 code for a protein of 190 amino acids. Gene Ontology annotation, biological process: regulation of actin filament polymerization; Arp2/3 complex-mediated actin nucleation. The transcript has 4 exons.